GCCACAUUGAGAGUUUUUCAGGGAGGUCGGAUAUAUAUAUUUUUUUCCUGAUCUAGAGAAUCUGAAGAAGUUGAACAGGGAGGUAAGAGGAUCUGGCAACCGCGCGCACGAUCGCACUGGAGUUAAAGAAACUUUACGCACGGUCAAGGUGGAGUCCAUAAUUCCCACACGCGCGCGCACACACCAUGGAGAGACGCUCACCGCAGGACACACACUCUUCACCCCCCCGGCUGAAACCAGGCAGUUGGAUGGACACGCAGCGAGCCAGAUGUUAAGUGAGAAAUGCCAGCUGUUGAGCGGCUCGCGAUGCUUCUGAACGGGAGUCAGGUGAACGGCUCCACAGCUGGAGAGCGCGCGCUCCACAGACCGCCGUGGGUCACCACAACGCUCGGCUGCUUCCUCAUCUUCACCAUCGUGGUGGAUAUUUUGGGAAACCUGUUGGUGAUUUUCUCCGUCUACCGGAACAAGAAACUUCGGAACGCCGGGAACAUCUUCGUGGUGAGUCUAGCUGUUGCCGACCUGGUGGUUGCUCUGUACCCCUACCCCCUGGUCCUGACGGCCAUCUUCGGGCAUGGUUGGCAUGCGGGGGCGGCGCAGUGCCAGAUCAGCGGCUUCCUGAUGGGUGUCAGCGUCGUCGGCUCAAUUUUCAACAUCGCUGGCAUCGCUGUAAACCGCUACUGCUACAUCUGUCACAGUCUGCGCUAUGAGCGGCUGUUUAGCGAGCGAAACUCGGCAUGCUACGUGGCACUGAUCUGGGCACUGAGCGUGCUGGCUGUGGUGCCUAACGUGUUCGUAGGCUCGCUCCGCUACGACGAUCGCGUCUACUCGUGCACGUUUGCGCAGUCGGCCAGCGCUGCGUACACGCUCGCCGUCGUCUCCUUCCACUUCCUGCUGCCCAUCCUGGUGGUGGCCUACUGCUACCUACGUAUAUGGGUGCUGGUGAUCCGGGCACGGAGGCGUGCCAGGCCCGAGACGCGACCAGGUGGAGUGACGCCACAGGACGUCCGCAACUUCGUAACUAUGUUUGCCGUCUUUGUGCUGUUUGCCGUAUGCUGGGCGCCUCUCAACGCCAUCGGUCUGGCCGUGGCCGUGGCGCCCGAGCGAGCCGUCCCCGAGUGGCUCUUCGUGGCCAGCUACUUCCUGGCAUACUUCAACAGCUGCCUCAACGCCAUCGUCUACGGCGCACUCAACCAGAACUUCCGUCGUGAGUACAAGCGCAUUAUUUUGUCGCUCUGCACGGCGAGCGUCUUCUUUCCAGAGAACUCGAACGAUGCGCAGGAGAGACUCCGGAGUAAACCGUCUCCGCCCAUCACCAACAACAACCAGGUGAAAGUGGACUCAGUCUGACAAAUACUCCGUUCUAAGAAAAGAACAAAACAAAACACAGCUAGAACAAAGAACCCAUUAACAAACGCAAACAAAACUGUGGAUUUUCGUCUGUUUUUACAGCUGAAAAAAAGCCCUGCUGUGUUUUUUUAAUGAUCUCGCACCUGUCCAGUGUCCAGGGUUUUACAAACACUUUUAAAUGUUUCAAUGAAAAAUGGAAAUCAUUUGCUAGAGCUAUUUUUUAUCUAGAAUGAAGUGUAUGACGUGUAAGAAAAAAUAUGGAUAUAAAUUUACACAUAUAUUUAUUUCUCGACACGAGUCUCAUGACAGGAUUCAGGUUGGUUAUAAAACCGUCCUUUAUGCAUCGUAAUGUGUCUUAAUUUUGUAUUUUUCAUUAUCGCCUGUUUUUUUUCCAGUGCUGCUUUUAAUAUAAAAUGAAUUUUUUUAUUUGUUACAGAAAAUUGAAGGUAUUUCGUCGUCAUGCUGUCGGUUUUUUAUUACGUUUGGUACCGGUGAUGUCGAUGAUUGUGUUAAUGACUGUUGAUGAUUAUUCAUUUAAACAAAAAUCUGAUGUGGGUUUUACAGAAUGAACAGAUCUUGAAUAAGAAAACACAAUGAUUUUUUUUAUUUCUGGUCUCCUGAAUCUCUGUGGUUAAAAAUACCAGCAGAACUUUCCCCCGAUGUUUACUGUUUUUUAUAGCGGUGCACUGUUAGCGCUCUGCUCAGCCAGCAAGCAAUACAUCCGGAGCGCUGCUUACCCACAAUCCUCUACAAACAUCUUCUGAACACAAAAUCUGUUAGGAAACAUCCAGCUGAUCUCUCUGGUGUUUCUCCAGUUACUCUGUCUGCUUACAUCUUUUACUUUUUGGGGAAAAAAAACUCUUUCUCAAGAUUCUAAAUUCUCUCGGUCUGUCUGUCUGUCUCUCUCUGUCUCUCAAUCACUCUUACUGUCUUUCUCUUUCUGUUGGUCUCUCUGUCUCUCUUUCUGUCUGUCUGUCUUUCUUUCUCUGUCUUUCUCUUUUUGACUGCCUGUCUGUCUUUUUCUUUCUGUCGGUCUCUCUAUCUCUCGUUCUGCCUGUCUGUCUCUCUCUCUGUCUUUUUCUUUCUGUCAGUCUGUCUGUCUCUCAAGAGUUCUUUCUCUCUGUUUUUCUCUUUCUGUCUGUCUCUCUCUCUGUCUUUCACUUUCUGACUGCC
Messenger RNA from Hemibagrus wyckioides, 2520 nucleotides. RefSeq names its product melatonin receptor 1A a (gene mtnr1aa). NCBI's taxonomy places the organism in Eukaryota, Metazoa, Chordata, Actinopteri, Siluriformes, Bagridae. Gene Ontology annotation, molecular function: melatonin receptor activity. Gene Ontology annotation, cellular component: membrane. The transcript is spliced from 2 exons. Bases 283 to 1347 code for a protein of 354 amino acids. The record is from RefSeq and is a predicted model, not a curated record. Gene Ontology annotation, biological process: G protein-coupled receptor signaling pathway.